UCCUUCUUGGGCAUGAACAGGACAGUUUAUUUAAAUGACAGUUUUAUCAGUUUGAGUAGUUGGGGAAAACCUUUAUUAUGUAAGUGCUUCUGACGGAAGCUGCUGAAUCGCGUCAGUUGAGCUUCACUUCCUACCGUGUCUUAACGCCGAGAGAAGGCAAUGGCUCGUGGGCAGCAGAAGAUCCAAUCUCAACAGAAGAACGCAAAGAAAGCAGCUGAGAAGAAGAAAUCUCAAGGAGCGGAUCAGAAGACUGCAGCCAAAGCAGCACUGGUCCACACAUGUCCUGUUUGCAGGACACAGAUGCCAGACCCCAAAACCUUUAAACAGCAUUUUGAAAGCAAACACCCAAAAUCUCCUAUGCCUCCUGAGCUGGUGGACGUUCAAGCCUAAAGGACACAAAAACAUGGACCUAAAACAGGGACCCCGUCGAAAGAAACAUGAUUCGACUCAGCCGACUGACUCGACUUGCUGUAUUUCACAAACAUAGACCUUGGACCAUGUGGACAAAAUGACAAGGAGAUGUUAGGAUGGACUCAAGCACACCAGCACACAUAUAUAUUUUUGAAUAUUUUUAUAUGUGCAUAUUGCUUCCAUCAUUUCCAAGUGUGCUGUGACCUAACCGUCUCAUUGCCAUUCAGUGCUUAUUCCUCAGUGCUUAAACUUGCCAUAUUUAUUCCCAUUGCCCUGUGGCACUUUGUCCCUGUAUUUUGAUUUUUAAAAAAAAAAAACGAUUUGGUGCUGCAGUGUAGAAGAAUGUUUGUUACUCUGAUCUUUUAACUGUGAACCAAAAUGGAGAGGUGCACCAAUGUGCGUAUUAAUAAUAAUAAUACCAACCAGGAUUGGGAUUGAGAUGCAUUGAUUGACAUUAUCAAAAUGAUCACAAAUGCUGUAAAUUUGCACCUGUUCAAGCAGUCAGAAUAAUACGAGUCAGGACCCACGGACACGCUUUUGUUACUUUGUUUUCUAAAGUUUUCAAUAAAUGUAUAUGCAUAUA
Molecule: messenger RNA, 994 nt
Organism: Labeo rohita (rohu)
Lineage: Eukaryota; Metazoa; Chordata; Actinopteri; Cypriniformes; Cyprinidae
Product: Zinc finger protein 706-like
Exons: 4
Coding region: 160-390 (76 amino acids)
Source: RefSeq, a predicted model, not a curated record